Messenger RNA from Myzus persicae (green peach aphid), 2679 nucleotides. RefSeq lists its product as uncharacterized. Lineage: Eukaryota; Metazoa; Arthropoda; Insecta; Hemiptera; Aphididae. The transcript is spliced from 6 exons. The record is from RefSeq and is a predicted model, not a curated record. Bases 620 to 2224 code for a protein of 534 amino acids.
UAUCUGUCCCAUACCUGCACUCGUACUAGUCAGUCUUGUAGUAUAGUCGUGCCUAUUAUUAGGUGAUUGCGUGAUGCCGUGUGGGGUUCCCAUCACAUUUUAUUAUUAUAAAUUAUUAUAGAAUAUCGUUGUCUCCAGUCUCCUCCGCACACCAACCGCAACAGAAAACAACCGUGUAUUACCGAUUAUUAUAAAUAUUACUUUUGUCGCGUAACCUUUCUACGACCACAGUCGACAGUGAUUGACCGAAAAUUGCAGUGUAAACUAGUUCGCCGAUUUGAGGUUCGUCAAAAACAUAUUAUUCAACCACGCAUAUGUAUUAUAUAUAUAUAUAUACAUAAUAAUAUUAUAUUAUAUACAUAUAUAAUAUAUUGUAUACAUUUUAUUGUAUUGAUAAUUAUCUAUUAUUCGCAGUAGUUCACCUGUUGAAAAAUAAUCCUCUCUUACUUAAUCAGACAAUACAAUAUGUUUUAUAAUACGUUUCUGACGGAAUAAAAUCGAUUUAUCGUAAUACGCUCGUUAUUGUUAAUAUUAUUCUGGUAAAUCCGUUUUAUUUUUUCGAUUUCUGCAAAUUGUUGAGAAAAAUUCGCGAUACGAAUUAAUAGCAUCCAUAUAAUCAAUGUCUACUCUGGAUAAGCCCUCGGCGGCGGUUUACGGCGAUUGCAGCAAUACUGCCUCGAUGAUGGCGAUCGAGAACGAUUAUUCGUGUCGGGCGUCCGGCAAACACAACCAGUUUUCUGGAAGAAAAAAGCUAACCUUAACACCAGAACUAAAACAACUAUCAUUUGAUUUCAUAAAGACACAGUGUUCUUUUAGCGAUUCAAGAUUUAUUCGUUUAAAUGGCUUCCAGUAUUUGAAAAACAAAGAAAUUACAUUGGAAGAAAACAUGGAUCUCAUUAGUGAAAACAUAUUAGUAGAAAGAAAAUAUUUCCAAGAUGUUGUUGACAGUUUAUUAAGCCAAGUGGUACAGCUAGAAAAAAAUAUUGACUUAAAAACAAUCAAAAUCGAAAACUUGCAACUGUAUAACUCAGAGAAAUUAAAAAUUAUCAACUCGCUUACAGUAGCACUUAAUGAAACCAAAUGGAAGCGUGACACUAUGCAACAGUUUUGUGAAGAACAUGCGCCAAAUGUACUUUAUAAAAGUAUGUUGUUAGUCAGUUGUGUUUUGGAUAAAAUAUCUGUUUUUAAAUCUAAUCAGGAUAAACUACAUUCAUGCUUAACCAAUUUGGAAGACAAUUGUCCUUUAGUUGAAGCGGUCAAACAGCUGAAAUCUGGUUGUGACAAAUGUAUUAGUGUCAUUGAGAAAGCUACUAUCAGAGAGUUGUCAUACGCAUUAAUGAACGAGAAAGACUUUAAUGACACAAUAAAACACACCAUUUAUAAUCUACAAAAUUUCCAAUUCAACGUACCACUUGACUGUAAUUCUGCCAUUGAAAAGAUCGGUUUGUUGAAAAUCACUCAGGAUGGUGAACAUAAUUUAGAGAAUAUGAUUGGCCUAUUGGAGUUAGUGAAGAAUUUAUUCCAGAAACAUCAAUAUCUGACCAAUAAAAUCAUUUCACUCAACAUGCAAAAAAUUGGUUUGAAGUUACAACUUGAUGAAAUGGAAAAUAAUAGGAAGGAGCUCGAACUAAAGGCAAUGACAGAAAUCGAAGUUGUGGAGAAAAAAGAAGAAUUAUUAAAUCAAAAUGAAUCAAUGAUUCAACAACAUUGGGAUGUAAUGGAUACUAGUCAAGAAAUAGUAAUGCAAACUCAAAGAGCUCAAGAUAUUGAUCAAGAAUUAGAAGAUCUUCAAAUAGAAUACCACAGUCACGACAAAGAUAACAGGCAAUUGAAAACAGAUUUGUGUCAUCUUGAAAAUGAAUUGGCAGAGUAUCAGCUCAAAUGUAAGCAAAUGGAAAUUGAAAACAAACAAAUUGAAAAUGAGAAAAUUGACAUUUUAGAAGCAUACGCCAAAUAUUGGGGACAUUACAAUGAUAAACAAAAGAUCAAAUACACAGGGAGGCUUAUUAAAGACAUAGAUUCCAUAACUCAUGAAAUUAAAUCAUUAGAACUGGAAUUUGAAAAACAAGUACAUAACAUUACAUCUACUGUCAGAACUCCAGUUUUUACUAAAACUCAAUCAAAGUCUGAGAAAACAACACGGUCAUAUGGAGUUAUUGAUACAUACAAACGUCCAAACAAAAGCUUGUUUCGGGAAGGUGUUGUCCGUAAUUUACGUUACUAAUGAUUGAAUUAGUUUACCUCAGUAAUGUACUAAUUUUGUGCUGUCAACUGGGUUUUCACUAUUCUACGACUGAUUUUAUUUUAUUUACACAACCAAUUACAUAUAUUAUGUUAAUUAAAUUAAUUAUUAUUUUGGUAUGUUAUUUUUUUUUUCAAUUUUAACAUUCAUAUUUGAUGUAAUAGAUUUUGUAAUAUUUGUUUUAGAAACAUAAUUUUUUUUAAUUUUUUGAACUGUUACUUCUGUAUGAAAUUUAGUUGUUUUGAUAAUUAUAAUAAAUAGGUGAUGAUUUAAUUUUUGGUAAGCAUUGUACCUCAUAAAAAUAUAUUCAAACAUUAGGACCUACAUGUUACUAGCUAAUUAAUAAAUAUGUUGGUAUUGAUUAAUUGCUGGACAACAUAUGAUCAAUAUGAAAUUGUUAAUUAAUUACAAACAGAUAUAAGUUAGAAUUACAAAAA